Messenger RNA from Phoenix dactylifera (date palm), 4564 nucleotides. The record is from RefSeq and is a predicted model, not a curated record. NCBI's taxonomy places the organism in Eukaryota, Viridiplantae, Streptophyta, Magnoliopsida, Arecales, Arecaceae.
AAUUAAAAAAAUAGAAAUUGAAAAAAAUUAAUGUGGUUGUAGGAAUGGAGCCGUCAAGGAGAGGGCAACCCUAAGAGCGUAAUAUUGGCUGGGAGCAUGGGAAGAUGCUCGGUGAACGGUACCAGUUUCAGUGCAAUUAUUGCCACAAGUGCUUCAAAGGAGGAGGAGUAACCAGAUUAAAGCAGCACUUAGCCGGUAAUUCUCGUGAGAUAUCUGCAUGCUCGGAGUGCCCACCGAGCACCCGUCAGCUGAUGAGAAAAAAUCUCGUUGAGAUCAAAGCAGCCAAGGAGAGGGCUGCCAAGCAGAAAGCGGAGGUGGAACGCCAAGCUGCAGAAGCACCUUCAUAUCACUUGAUGGAGUUACAGGAGGUCGAGGGUCCAGAUGAGGAGGAGGCACAGAUCCAGGCUGCCAUGCGGGCGAGUCUAGAUGAUCGGUGGCAGCAGGAGGUGGCGAGGCAUCGGGCUCGAUUUGGGCCCUCGUUUUCGAGUCGGGCGCCGGUUCUGAUGGAAGCAGACAAGAUCCAGAGUUUCAAAGGACAACUUCAGUCAGGGAGGGCGAGGGCAGAGGACGUAGCCGGAUUGCAUCUAUCCUGGGUGGUUUUGGUGGCCGAAAGAAGUCUUCCGGAGGGAUUCCACUAGGUGCGUCAAUCCAUGAUGUAGAUCCGCAUGCCUUCCCCAGGAGAGAUUCGAAGCAGCAAAGGGUAGACACAAUGUAGAAGAAGGAGAAGAAGAAAGAUAUGUGGCGAGCUAUUGGAUCCUGGUUCCACUUCAGCCACAUUCCAGCAAAUGCUGCAGACAAUACAUACUACAAGUCUGCCAUUUCUGCCAUACAGUCUGCCGGUCCCGGUGUCGAUCCUCCAGGCCCGAGGGACAUCUACGGUGAGCUUCUUGACAACAAUAAGGAGGAGCUAGAGAAUUGGAUUGGCUCAUAUAAGAGCAAGUGGCCUACAUAUGGGCUCACUCUGAUGUGUGAUGGUUGGAUCGGUCCGACAAAGCGGGCCAUCAUCAACUUUGUGACAUACUGUGAUACGAAGACUUUCUUCCACAAGUCAGUUGAUGCUUCGGAUAAGGUGCACAACGCCUCAUACAUCCUCAGACUUAUAGAGGAGGUGAUUGAUCAGAUUGGAGAGGAGAAUAUCGUGCAGGUCGUCACUGAUAACGGGCCGCAAUAUAAGUUGGCCGGGCAGGUCUUGAUGGAGCGGCGACCACAAAUUGUCUGGACCCCAUGUGCUGCACAUUGCAUCGACCUCAUUCUGAUGGAUAUUGGAAAGAUCUGUAGGGUGCAACAUACGGUGGAGAUAGCCCAACGCAUCACCAGGUAUAUUUAUAGCCAUACUUGGGUUCUUUCAUUAAUGAGAAAGUAUGCAGGGGGAGAAAUUCUUAGACCAGGAGUUACACGGUUUGCUACGAAUUACAUUGCACUUGAUAGCCUUAUCGAGAAAAAAGGAGCCCUACGUCAGAUGUUUGUUAAUCCCGAGUGGCAGGAAAGUAGAUAUGCCCAGGCCGGCGCUGAAGGAAGCAGGAUGGAAGACUUGGUAAGCAGGCAGUCAUUCUGGCAGCGGGCCAAUGCGAUAGUCAAGGCUAUCAAACCAUUAUAUGAAGUGCUGCGGGUCGUGGAUAGCGAGAGGUACCCCUAGAUGGGCUUUUUGUAUCACAUGAUGGAGAAUGUAAAGGUUCAGAUCAUGGAGGCAGAUGUAGCCCAUGCCCAGGAGUACAUCGACAUCAUUGAGCGGCGGUGGGGAGCCCAAAUGGGUAGAAAAUUGCAUCUAGCAGGUAAGCGAUAAUAUUGAUAAUUAUACUGAUUGAUAUAUUUGUAUAAUUAUACUAAGAUGGUGUCAUCUAUGUGCAGCAUACUAUCUGAUCUCUGGUUUCAGUAUGAGAGUGGAAUUGGUAGGGAUGAUGAACUUCUUCAUGCUCUGCGUAAUGUUAUUUAUAAGAUGGAGCCUGAUCCAGAAGUUGCCGCGUCAUGUAUAGAAGAGACCAAAUUAUUUAGAAAGGGCAGCCAUAGCUUUGGACAGCGACCAGCUGUCGUGAGCAAGACAACUAUGAAUCCAGGUACAAUACAAAUCCGCAAAACAUUUUUGCAUCUGAAUUAUCUUCAACUAUGAGGCCAUCAUAUAUGUAAAAUGUAAUUAUCUUCAAUAUUUUUACAGCUGAAUGGUGGAUUCAUUUUGGCGGAUUCGCAAAAAACUUAAGCGGAUAGCUAUCCGGAUCCUCUCCCAAAUGGUCUCCUCGAGUGGCUGUGAGCGCAACUAGUCCACCUUCGGCCUCAUCCACAACAAACAGAGGAACCGUUCGACACAAAAGCGCCUCAACGACCUAGUUUAUGUGCACUACAAUCUGCGGUUGAGGCUAAAAUGCAUUCAGGAGGAAGUGGAGCUCAAGUAUGCAGAUCCCAUCUAUAGGACUUUUACAGAUGAUGAUGAUAAUCCUAUGCUCGAUGGCUUGUGGCCCAGCAGCAGGAGCCCGAGCUUGAUGAGCCAGGAUCGCCUUGACGACCAGCCAGCAUCAUAGCUACCGAGGCUAUGGUCGAUCCACAGCAAUGGGCUGAGCGCAACAUUCCACGCACUCCUACAGCUGAUAUGACGUGGCUAGAGGGAAGCCAGUCACCGCAUGACUGGUACGACGCUCCCGUUCAGAAAGAUGAUCCUCUCAUGCGAGGACGAGGAUGCUCUACUACCCAGUCGAUUCGAUCAGGAGGGCGUCAAUCCCAGCAAACAAGAAAAGAAAAGAAAAGGGCCCCAAUGGAGAGUGUCGAGGAGACUUGGACCAACAACGAUGAAGGUUCUGGUGGAGAUGGAUCUACUAGCCAUGGAGGAAGUGGAGGAUAGUAUGGUACUACUUAUGAGACACAGCUGGAGGGAGGUUUUCGAUACACCUGUGAGUCUCAGUUUACACAUGCUACACAAGAUACGGACCACGGUAGGCCGUCUGAUAUAGGCCGGUCAGAUACCAUUGCAUAUCGAAGAAGAGCUCCUCGAGGUCGUUCAAGAGGCCAGGAUGCAGCUGCAGAUGACCUCCCAUGUGGAGUCGGAUCCAUUGAUGUAUCAAGUUCCGAGUCUUCCUAUUAUUCGCGGCCUCAGCCAGUCUAUGGAUAUGGUGCAUCGGAGUCAUCUUCCGGUGGCUACUACCCUGCGCAGCCUGGAGGGUCUUACGGGUCGGAUUUUGGUGCCGGCAUAUUCGGAUGGGCCCCUUAUCAAGACACCUCUUAGAGCCAGAGCUUCAGCGAGAGAUCCGAGAGUUCUUAUGACCCAACACGCAUUCCUCGAGGAUUGAGCAUACAAGACUACAAUGCCGCUUGGUUAGAGGGAUGGAUUGAUCUGCCUUCAUAUUAUGUUGAUGAUCCAGAUAUUGACGAGAAGCAUCGCCACUCGAUCCGAUUUUAGAUAUUCGAGAGUGCUUUAAAUGUAUGUAAUUGAUUGUAUCUUAAUUUGAAAAUAUUUUAUGUUCUUCAUCUCAUUAUUUGAAUCAUUUGGAAGUAAUAAGUUGCAUCAUCUAGUUUUAAUCUUAAACUUAAACAUAAAAACAUCCAAAAAAUAUCCAAAAAUGAAAGAACUACAAAAAAAAACGACGAUGGGGUCGAAACCAGGCCGAAUGUGCCCUAUUGGUUCGGUAUCUGUUCGGCUCGGUUCGGUUCGGCACUGGUACCGUACCGAUACCGAAGCCGACCAGUACGUCGGUACGAUCGGUACCACGAACCUUGGUUGAAACCAUGGGUUUAACAAUCUUCUCCUUUUUAAUGAUGACAAACAAUAUAUGUUGACAAACAAUGGAUGCAAACUUAUAUAUAUUAUUUUUUUUCAAAUAGCAUCUCUUGGUAUUAAUCAUAUAUCUUCUCCCCCUUUUAGCAUCAACAAAAAGAAAUAUCAAAUCUAAAAAAAUAUUGAUGUGAUAUCAAAGUAAAUCAAAUAAUUGUUCAUGAAUCAAUCUUAUUUGAUAACAUUUAUUCUCUUCCUAAAUAAUUGCAUUUUAGCACAUGAGAAGAGAACAACAUGAAUUCUAAUUCAUCAAGAUAUAGAGAGAUUGAUAAGAUUUAAAGUUAUGCACAAUAUCUCCCCCUAUCUAUAUGCAUAGCAUAGAAAAAUAUUUUUUAAAAAAUAUUAUUUUUCAAAAGGAUUAGACGUACCAAGUUCUUUUCUAAUAUAACAAAAUCUUUCUUCGUUAAGAGGUUUUGUAAAAAUAUCCGCCAAUUGGUAAUCAGUACUAAUAAAUUAUUUUCUUUUUAAACAUGAUCUCUUAUAAAUGAUGUCUAAUUUCAAUAUGUUUGGUUUUAGAAUGUUGAAUAGAAUUUUUAGUUAAAUUAAUUGCACUAGCAUUAUCACAUUUAAUAGAAAUAUGAGAGAAAUGAAAUUCAAAAUUUUCUAAUUGUUGUUUCAUCCAUAAAAUUUGAGUACAGUAACUACCGGCGGCAAUAUAUUCGGUUUUGGCCGUAGAUAAAGCUACCGAAUUUUGCUUUUUACUAAACCAAGUUACUAGAGAAUGUCCAAAAAAUUGACAAGAACCACUAGUAAUUUUUCGAUUAAUUUUACAACCCGCAAAAUCCGCAUCGGAGAAAUCAAUAAGAU